Siniperca chuatsi (mandarin fish) is the source of this 2348-nucleotide messenger RNA. RefSeq names its product RAB32b, member RAS oncogene family (gene rab32b). Lineage: Eukaryota; Metazoa; Chordata; Actinopteri; Centrarchiformes; Sinipercidae. The transcript is spliced from 3 exons. Gene Ontology annotation, biological process: phagosome-lysosome fusion; endosome to lysosome transport. Gene Ontology annotation, cellular component: Golgi apparatus; phagocytic vesicle; lysosome. The coding region runs from base 1215 to 1871 and encodes 218 amino acids. Gene Ontology annotation, molecular function: GTPase activity; GTP binding. The record is from RefSeq and is a predicted model, not a curated record.
CACUUUGGAUUUUGUAUGGAUUAAACAAACAAGAUAUAACGUGUAAAUUAGUAAGCUUUAGAAGUGCUGGCAGGCAGAUUUUAUUACCUUUCCAGUCUUUAUACUAAGCUAAGCUAUGCUAACCACCUACUGGACCCGGUAGUGUCAUAUUUAGUGUACAGACAUGAGAGUGGUAUCAAUCUUCUUAUCUAACUUUUGGCAAGAAAGGGAAUAAGCGCAUUUCCCGUAAUGUCGAACUUUUGCUUUAAGCUGGGAGAGCAGAAUAAAAAUGUUCCCCAUUUGAGGAAAUUUAAAAGGUGACAUGUCAGCCUGAUUUCUCGUUGUAAAAAGAACAAACAAUUAUCUGUGAAUUUUUGACUGAUACAGUACUGCCAGGCAAGUGCACUGACUGUAUCACGAAUGUAGCAGAGGACAAGUUCAAGUGCCACAUUUUCAUUAAGAUUUUUAUUUUAUUUUGUACAUUUAUCUCAUUUCUAUGGUUGUGAAAUGCAAGUUAAAAUAGUUUCAAAUUUGUAUCUUUUAUAAUUAGACAUCUGAUUUCAUAAUUGUAUAGAUUUAUGUAUAAGAUAAAUGACAUACAUACGUUUUGUGAAUGUAUGAAUUGUGUAUCAUAUUUUGGUAUUCAGAUGAUAUCUAUAUGCAUUACAGUAUUAGAAAGAACUCAUUAGUUGUGUAUGUUUCUAUUGUGUGAUUGGUUGUGUACACCAAUCAAUUUCCUAAAUAUUAAGACUAUCAAAACCGUAUAAUGUGAUGAAGUGCUACUGUUAGCGUUAUACGUAAUAUUCUGAAUAAGCUAUUUGCAGCCUGAUAUAUACGUGGUAUAAAUUAAGUCUGCCAUUUUAAACAAAUAUUUACUGUAGUACAUUUAAAAGGACACUUGUUUGAUUGUAGUAAAUUAAGUAUUUUCUAUGCUUUUGUCUCCUGUUUUUCAUGGUGUAACAUUAGGUGGCUCUAUGGUCUUGGCCUUGCCUACUCCAAUCAAAGGUCAAAGAUUUAUGGCUUUGGUGUGAAGGAAGAAAAUCUUAAAAAGGAACACUAAGAACUAGUCGUAAAGGGAACAAGUAGGGUUAGGACAUCUACAGUAAAUGUAGAUUAUUUAAACGCUUUGCAAUAUAUUUAUGGGCUAAUAUUUGUAAAACUGGAUGUGAAGCAGACCUAGUUUUGCUGUGAUUUAGGAAAAAAGAUGAUUUUACCUGUCUCCUCUUGACAACAACAUGGCAGGAAUUUCAGUGACAUUAUGUACAGACAAGUUGUUUAAAGUUUUAGUCAUUGGGGAUCUAGGCGUUGGGAAAAGCAGCAUUGUCUUGCGUUAUGUUAAUAAACGCUUUGAUGAAAGAUACAAAGCAUCUAUUGGAGUUGACUUUGCUCUAAAAACAAUUGAAUGGGACGCCAAGACAGUGGUGAGAUUGCAGCUUUGGGAUAUUGCAGGCCAGGAGAGGUUUAAGAAGAUGUCCAGAGUGUACUACAAAGGGGCGAUGGGAGCAGUAGUGGUCUUUGACAUUACAAAAAGCUCCACCUUGAAGGCUGCCUCAGAGUGGAAGCAGGACCUUGAUAGCAAAGUCUGUCUCGACAGCGGACGUCCUGUCCCUGCUGUCUUGCUGGCCAACAAAUGUGACAUGACAGGAAGGGACAGAAACUUGGUGUCCUCUCUGGACAGCUUCUGUAAAGACAACAGAUUCAUGGGCUGGCUUGAGACCUCUGCAAAGGACAAUAUAAAUAUUGAUGAGGCAGGUGCCUUCCUUGUCAAACAAAUGAUGCUCUGUGACACCGGCCAGUUCGAUGAAGAGCACCACAGGGACGAGAUCAAAGUGAGCCAGGAUCCCGCGGAGAGUCAGAGCCAGUCAUCGUGCUGCUCGAGAUCACGGCUCUGAGGCAAAGAGCCAAACAACGGCAGCUACUGGUUAAAUGCUCUAACAAGACCUGUUUUUGAUACCAAGUCAUGAAUCCACAGCCACCCCAUAGAAGCUGUUUCAGAAAGCCAGUGUGCCGGUGUUACAUAUAGUCAGUAACUUUACAUUCAUAUUUCCGCCUUGCCAGUUUUCUCAAUAAUGUGUGGACUGUGUGGGCUGCCUCAUAAACACCUCUGUGGAGACGACUGAGCUAAUUUCUCUGAUAAUCCAUUGAUACAGUCAGGCUAAUAAAGAGAUCAGCAUGACACACAUCUUGCUGGGAAAAGUCUGUGACACUCCCCGUGCAACCAAGACUAGCUGGUGAUUGACCUACUAUAAUGAGAGGCCAGAAACUGUUAAACAGUCACAACUGCCAUUUUCUCAAAUAAAAACAGCAAGAGAGAGAGAGAAAUGUCUUCAAACAUUUUUGUAUAUGCAGCUGUUAAAUAUUCCUCAUUA